AUGACAAUCCCCAACACAGCUCAACACAGCCCGGCACAGCCCGGCACAGCCCGGCACAGACCGACGCAGCCCAACACAGCACAGCCCGGCACAGCCCAGCCCGACACAGCCCGGCACAGCCCAGCCCGACACAGCCCGGCACAGCCCAGCCCGACACAGCCCGGCACAGCCCGGCACAGCCCGGCACAGUCUGGCACAGCCCGACACAGCCUGAUACAGCCCGGCACCUCCCCUACCGCCUCCACCUCCUCCACCUGCUCCACCGCCUCCACCUCCUCCACCUGCUCCACCGCCUCCACCUAUUCCACCUCCUCCACCGUGUCCACCUCCUCCAUUGCCUCCACCUCCUCCACCGCCUCCACUGUUCCACGAGACACAGCGACUCUUUAUCAUUUACCGCAGGAAGUCAAUUAUAGCAUUAAACUUGUCAGAACCGGCUCAGGAGGCCAGAAACAGCAGGAGGAAACAGAGGAGGAGCCAGAGGAGGAGGGAGCAGAGGAGGAACCAGAGGAGGAGGGAGCAGAGGAGGAGCCAGAAGAGGAGGAGCCAGAGGAGGUGACAGAAGAGGCGGGAGCAGAGGAGGUGUCAGAAGAGGAGGGAGCAGAGGAGGAGCCAGAAGAGGAGGGAGCAGAGGAGGAGCCAGAGGAGGUGUCAGAAGAGGAGGUGCCAGAGGAGGAGGGAGCAGAGGAGGAGCCAGAAAAGGAGGGAGCAGAGGAGGAGCCAGAGGAGGAGGAGCCAGAGGAGGAGGGAGCAGAGGAGGAGCCAGAAGAGGAGGGGCCAGAAGAGGAGGGAGCAGAGGGGGAGCCAGAAGAGGAGGAGCCAGAGGAGGAGCCAGAAGAGGAGGAGCCAGAGGAGGGAGCAGAGGAGGUGUCAGAAGAGGAGGGAGCAGAGGAGGAGCCAGAAGAGGAGCCAGAAGAGGAGGAAGCAGAGGAGGAGCCAGAAAAGGAGGGAGCAGAGGAAGGGCCAGAAGAGGAGGGAGCAGAGGAGGUGCCAGAAGAGGAGGGAGCAGAGGAGGAGCCAGAAGAGGAGGAGCCAGAGGAGGAUCCAGAAGAGGAGGAGCCAGAAGAGGUGGAGCCAGAAGAGGAGGAGCCAGAGGAGGAUCCAGAAGAGGAGGGAGCAGAGGAGGUGUCAGAAGAGGAGGGAGCAGAGGAGGUGUCGCCAGAGGAGGAGCCAGAAGAGGAGGGAGCAGAGGAGGAGCCAGAAGAGGAGCCAUAA
This is a messenger RNA of Knipowitschia caucasica, 1215 nucleotides long. NCBI's taxonomy places the organism in Eukaryota, Metazoa, Chordata, Actinopteri, Gobiiformes, Gobiidae. The record is from the annotation of a GenBank genome assembly.